Molecule: messenger RNA, 880 nt
Organism: Ricinus communis (castor bean)
Lineage: Eukaryota; Viridiplantae; Streptophyta; Magnoliopsida; Malpighiales; Euphorbiaceae
Product: 17.1 kDa class II heat shock protein
Exons: 1
Coding region: 137-616 (159 amino acids)
Biological process (GO): response to salt stress; protein folding; response to hydrogen peroxide
Source: RefSeq, a predicted model, not a curated record
GUAAAAUAUAUAUAAAUAGUUAUCCAUCAAACCCUUCUUUAUUUUUCUUCCUUGACUGACAACACCUAACUACGAAGGGAAACCAAUAAUCUGUUAUAUUAUUUUCUUCCAAUUUCCACCUCAAGAACUCGUAGCAAUGGAUGUGAGCCUAAGGAGCGCGCUUUUAGAUCCCGGAAUCCUAGAUGUACUGCAUGAAAUUCUUGAAGUCUCAGACGAGACUGAAAAAUCUCACCACGCGCCUUCGCGCACCUACGUUCGUGACACCAAGGCGAUGGCUGCAACCCCAGCAGACGCCAAAGAAUUGCCGAACGCUUACAUGUUUGUGAUAGACAUGCCGGGACUGAAGGCAGACCAGAUAAAGGUGCAUGUUGAGGAUGGGAAUAUGCUGGUGGUGAGUGGAGAGAGGAAAAGAGAGAAAGAGAAAGAUCAAGGAGUUAGGUACAUAAGGAUGGAGAGAAGGCUUGGUAAGUACUUGAAAAAGUUUGUGCUGCCUGAGAAUGCUGAUUCUGAGAAGAUAUCCGCUACGUAUCAAGAUGGAGUGUUGACUGUGACUGUGGAGAAGAAACCACCACCUGAGCCCAAGAAACCUAAGACUGUGGAGGUUCAAGUUGUUUGAAGAAACAUGCAUGCAUCCCUGAACUAGGGUUUUGUGAGUGAUAACAGUUGUUUUUGGGUGUUUCUUUUUGGUAUGUUUCGAAAGUUGUGUAAUUUAGUCUAUGGUUACCACCUACUUUACUAGUACUACUACGAUUAUGUAUGGAGUCAGAACCAAAAUAGAUGUGUGUAGUAAAUGUAAAUCUUAUGUUUGUAUAGCCUGUGUUACGAAGGAAUUAGUGUAUGUAUACAUGUUUAUGUUCGUUUAUAAUUUUGUUUCCUUGCA